AUGCCGUGGUCAAGGAUGGCCUUUUGGGCACUCACUGCUGGCAUGGCCGCAGUUACCAAUGCCCAGGCAUCUGGAUGGGCCGAGGGCCAAGUCAAUGCGACAAUGUGCGCAUGGCAGAACCCAAGAGCGGCCCAGAUUCGAGAUACACUGUACAUUGAUGGAGGAUAUCUCUUCUGGGUGCCGGGCAUGUCUGAUGGGACAUACGGCCCUGCAACCCAGGACAACAAUCCUCUUGGGUUGAUUUAUACAUUGAACUUUAGUAAACCAUUUAAUUCUUCUACUAAUAUAAGCGACAUCAUGGAGACAAUAUCAAAAGCUCCCAAUGGAAAUGCGGCCAACAACCUUGCGCCCAACUUCUUUGACGGCGCCAUGCUCCACAACGAUGCCGAGUUCUUCUUAUACGGCGGCCUAACAACCAGGACUGACAAGUAUCAACCACCAGAUGCCGAUGAUGUACUCGCAUACGAGUUAUAUCAGUAUGGUGCAGAGAAGGAGCAAUGGUUUCCCGGCUUCCUCACAGACAGCCUUGGCGACGACAUUACGAGGUAUCUCGCCUUUGGCGGCGGCGUGAGCGCGCCUUCGGAACAAAAGGCUUGGUAUUUCGGUGGACUACGAUCGCAGACCUGGGGCCCGAUUUACUACCCAGGCAUCAAUGAUAGUCUUAACCCGCUGGACGCGUCCAACACCCUCCUGACCCUGGAUAUGGCUGAGCAACAGCAGGAGACAUGGGCCAACGACACGCUUCCUGGUGAAGUCAAAGGGCGUGGUGGUGUCGAUGUCGUUUGGGUGCCCGUAGGAGAUCAAGGGAUCCUUGUUGCACUCGGGGGUGUGGUCUAUCCGGACUUUAACAAUGGAAAUCUGACCUCGCAGAACAGAGGCCAAAGCGAAACCGACAGUCCAGCAUUCAUGUCAACUAUUGACAUUUUUGACAUUGCCGGCAACAGAUGGUACCAACAGCCCACUAUUGCCGGGCCGAAUCAGCUUGCUCUUGGUUGUGCUGUUGUUGCUGCAGCCCAGGACGGUUCGAGCUUCAAUAUCUACUACUAUGGUGGCUACAACGGUCUGGACAUGGAUCAGCCUUUCAAUGAUGACGUAUGGAUCUUGUCUCUGCCCUCAUUCAUGUGGAUGAAAGUCGCUUCGGGAACCGAGGCACACGCCCGCGCUGGCCACCGCUGCGUCAAGCCGUACCCAGACCAAAUGGUUGUCGUGGGAGGUUACCGCCCUCUUUCGGGAUCGGGAUCGCUAGACUGCCUCGAAGACACCAAUAUUGUUCAAGCAUUCAACCUCACAGAAGGCAAAUGGAUGGACUCGUAUGACCCAGAGAUAUAUGAGGACUAUGGCGUCCCCGAGAUGAUCCAUCUCAUGAUUGGCGGCAGCUGGACUGGUGGUGCCACAAUGACUACACCAACUCCUACUGGAUGGGCGACACCAUCGCUUUCGGAAGUCUUUGAAAAGGCCUAUCCGACCUCGAAGCUGACCAACUAUUAUCCCUAUGGUCGAGAUGACGGUGGCAGCGGCAGAUCGGACGUUUCGAGCGGCAGCGGCACGCCUCCAUGGCUUGCGCCCGUGCUCGGUGUAGUGCUCGGACUCGUCUUCAUCACGGCCAUCAUUGUCGGCGUCCUGCUCUACCGCCGACGCAAGCAACUCAUGCGGAAACCAGGGGCGAGCGAAGUCGCCACGGAUGAGAACGGCCACCGCAUUCUCUCCUGGAUGCGUGGACAGGACAACAAUGGCAAGGCGCAGACAGUGACCAGCGAGGAACCGCAAACGUUCGACGAUGUUGAGAGCCGAGUGGGCGGACAGACGCCCUAUCAGACACAUCCUGAGAUGGCCAAGGCGCAGCCGGCGCACGUCAUGGCUGAGAUGCCCGACACACCAUUGUUUGAAAUGAUGGACACAUCUCCUCGUGUAGAGCUGAGCGAUACGGGCCUGACGCCUGUAGACAUUAUCAACAAGCACUCGCAUUUUGCUCGCUCGCCGCACACGGCAACAACGCCGACAAACCCGUCUUCAUUUUCAAACUACUCUAGCAACAUUGAGCAUGCCUCGAUAUCGACAAACUCGCAGACACGAGGCAUCUUCCCCGGCUCUGAAGCCCGACCAGACUCCCCGGCGUUACCCAUCACGUCGGCAUCUACGCCGCCACUGGGAGCCGCUCAGCCCCCGCCCGACAACAGGGUGGUGUCGGACCUGAGCGGCAUCAGCAACCGUGAGCAGGCGCACCUGCGAAACAUCAGUGACGCAAGCGUCGUCAGCUCGGGCGCGGGCGUUGUUGGCACAGCGCCGCCGACGCCCGUCAUGGGCCACGCAUUUCCCUCGCCCGCCCUCGUGAGCCCCCCGAGCGCGGGCCCGGAAGGGCGGGAGGAUUACUUUCAGAGCGUGGGCCAGACUCUGAACACGGGCAACUCGUCGUCGGGGACGCCACUCGGCUCAGGCGCCUCACCAUUAAGACGGAGUGUCUUUGUGGAAAGCCAAGACGACCUGGGACUAAAGGGCGACAGGCGGUGA
Molecule: messenger RNA, 2508 nt
Organism: Pestalotiopsis fici W106-1
Lineage: Eukaryota; Fungi; Ascomycota; Sordariomycetes; Amphisphaeriales; Sporocadaceae
Exons: 5
Coding region: 1-2508 (835 amino acids)
Molecular function (GO): protein binding
Source: RefSeq, a predicted model, not a curated record